Messenger RNA from Solanum dulcamara, 1278 nucleotides. Its product is annotated as ATP-dependent Clp protease proteolytic subunit 6, chloroplastic. The record is from RefSeq and is a predicted model, not a curated record. Gene Ontology annotation, biological process: protein quality control for misfolded or incompletely synthesized proteins. Bases 118 to 945 code for a protein of 275 amino acids. Gene Ontology annotation, molecular function: ATP-dependent peptidase activity; serine-type endopeptidase activity; ATPase binding. The transcript is spliced from 9 exons. NCBI's taxonomy places the organism in Eukaryota, Viridiplantae, Streptophyta, Magnoliopsida, Solanales, Solanaceae. Gene Ontology annotation, cellular component: endopeptidase Clp complex.
CCAACAGUGGUCCGGGUUAUCCCGAAUUCUUAUCCCGUUUUACCAGAACGCUUCUACCUUCGCCGGCGAAGACUCUUCCUUCAGUCCUCUGUCACUGACCCUCGCUGGAGUAUCAAAAUGGUAAUGUCUGCAAUUACUGGAACGUCAAUUAUACCUGUUUCUCUCCGGCACCAAACGUCAUCUUCGUCUCUGCUAUCCUCUAGAAGCUUAAGGAAACAUGUAGUUUCUGUUCUUCGAAGUCCAUAUUCUGAUUCAUCAGCUAUUGGAUUUUCAAGCAAGAAGUUGAAGAUCCCAUUAAAGCUCAAUGAGCACGAAUCCGGUGCUCGUAUCAAUUCAAGCUAUGGGGUUAUCGUAGCAAAAGAGGGGGCUAAUCCACCCAUCAUGCCCGCCGUGAUGACUCCAGGGGGCGCAUUGGAUCUUUCUACUGUGUUAUUCAGGAAUCGAAUUAUCUUCAUUGGACAACCAGUCAACUCCGCAGUUGCUCAGAAAGUAAUAUCACAACUUGUGACUCUUGCAACUAUAGAUGAAAACGCAGAUAUUUUGAUCUAUCUUAACUGUCCUGGUGGAAGCACGUACUCUGUCUUGGCAAUAUAUGACUGCAUGUCCUGGAUAAAGCCUAAGGUUGGUACAGUAUGUUUUGGAGCUGCUGCAAGCCAAGGAGCACUUCUUCUUGCCGGUGGAGAAAAGGGCAUGAGGUAUGCAAUGCCAAAUGCACGUAUAAUGAUUCAUCAACCUCAAAGUGGUUGUGGAGGGCACGUGGAGGAUGUGCGGCGCCAAGUGAAUGAAGCGGUUCAAUCUCGCCAGAAAAUCGACAGCAUGUAUGCUGCCUUUACAGGCCAACCAAUUGAGAAGGUGCAACAAUACACUGAAAGGGAUCGUUUUAUGUCUGUCUCUGAGGCCAUGGAGUUUGGUCUCAUCGAUGGGGUGCUAGAAACAGAAUACUAGUUGCAAAUGAAUUGCUUGGAGCACAUGAUAGCUUGGUUUUGGGAUGGUGAGAAAAACUGCUGUUGAUCAUUAACCACUUUGAAAGACAAGAAGCCGGCUCUUGCAAAUUUGUGUCAUACUUCCUCACAUGCUUCCAAUUGAUGAACGUUCAAGAUCUCCGAAAGCAUAAUUUUGAAGGCAAUCUUGUAUUACUAUUUAAUCUGUCCUGCAGAUUCACUCAAGCACUUUUACCUGUAUUGAUCAAAGUAAGUGAUCAAACACAAAGAAGAUGCAGGAGGUUGUGGUGUACUUUUGCCAAAUAUAUAUUAGUACUUUGCUUAUGCUACUAAUGCA